AUGACUGGCGCAUACACGGAACAAUGUGUAGUUGAAGCACGCAAAAACCCAGAGUUUGUCAUGGGUUUCAUCGCACAACGCUCGCUGAACGAGAAGCCUGGUGACAACUUUAUUACCAUGACCCCUGGCGUGCAGAUUGGAGCCACUGGAGACGGUCUCGGCCAGCAAUACAACACCCCAGAGAAAGUCAUUGGCGAGGCUGGUACCGACAUUAUCAUCGUUGGUCGCGGUGUUUAUGGUGCACAAGACAAGAGGGCAAAGGCCGAGGAAUACAGAAUCAGAGCAUGGAAGGCAUACGAAGAGAGGAUCGCCUCUGCAACAAAAGCCACUAGGUGA
Messenger RNA from Aureobasidium musti, 336 nucleotides. The record is from the annotation of a GenBank genome assembly. NCBI's taxonomy places the organism in Eukaryota, Fungi, Ascomycota, Dothideomycetes, Dothideales, Saccotheciaceae.